AUUUAUUUCCCCAAAAAUAUAGGUUUGUGGGUUGAGUAGUUGUAGUUUUGAGAGAUGGAAGAGGUAGGUGCACAAGUCUCCCCUCCGAUCUUUAUCCAUCAAACUCUUGGGGGGGAUCGAUUCCGUGAGGCAAAUCCCAUGGCAACCAAGCGUAGUCUACCAUUUCAUGCCCCUAAUUUUCAGCAGCAGCAACCCGGGUUGACCUCCGGGUACAACUGGAACGCCAAGGACUGGGUUUGGGAUAGUGUCAGCUUCAUUGCCAAACCAAUGGAAUCUGAUGUAUUAUCUCUUGCUACUGCAACACCGGUCCAGCCCCAGUCGCGACCCGGGCAACACAGAAAAAGUGACAGGGAAGGGAGUGGGCUUCCCACGUUAUUGAAGAAGAACCCUGUCAAUGAAGAUGAUGAAAGCCUUCGGUUGAAGCUUGGUGCCGGCUUGAAUUCUUUUGAGGAGAGUGUGUCAAGGCCCAACAAGAGAGUCCGAUCUGGAUCUCCCGGCAGUGGUGGUGGUGGCAGUGGCAGUGGCAGCUAUCCAAUGUGUCAAGUUGAUAACUGCAGGGAAGAUCUGUCAAAUGCUAAAGAUUAUCACCGGCGACAUAAAGUGUGUGAGGUUCACAGCAAGUCAAGUAAAGCCUUAGUGGGAAAAGAGAUGCAAAGGUUCUGCCAACAGUGCAGCAGGUUUCAUCCUCUUACUGAGUUUGAUGAGGGAAAGCGAAGUUGUAGGCGUAGACUCGCUGGACACAACCGUCGAAGGAGGAAAACUCAGACAGAGGAUGUGUCCUCAAGCAUGUUACUCCCUGCAAACCAUGAUACCUCAGGAAAUGGAGAUUUAGACAUUGUUAAUUUGCUAACAGUUUUGGCUCAUGCACAAGGUAAAAGAGUUGGAUAAUCUCUCUCUCUCUCUCUCUCUCUCUCUCUCUC
Molecule: messenger RNA, 920 nt
Organism: Camellia sinensis
Lineage: Eukaryota; Viridiplantae; Streptophyta; Magnoliopsida; Ericales; Theaceae
Source: RefSeq, a predicted model, not a curated record